AAGGAUAGCAAAGCAGGAUUGCUGCCUGCUUUGAAAAACCCAUUCAGCCGAAUUUGUGCCUGGCUUUAGGUUGGGAAGUUAUGGGGCCGUCUUCAAUCUGGAGGAGAUUUUGACGAUGUCAUGGGACAGACGUGAUGUGACUUCGCCAGCCAAGUUAAAUCUGAUGGGCUGUCAAAUUUGUCAACUGUCAACGGACUCCUUUGCUUCUGCUGAUAUUCAAUAUGGAACAGAAGCUCCAGAUUCUUCUGGACCCUUCCCUGAUGUAUCUCCCAGAUGGCGGCCGUGAUCAAACGUGUCCUCUACAGCUUAUGUAAUUUGCAUUCUUUGUAAUCAUCAUGGAAUUAACCGAGUGACUAUAGAUUAUUGAUUGUCUUGCUGUGCCUUGUCAUAUUUGAGAUGAGUUUUCCUUUUGGUGCGAGAGGUACCGGUACUAUGAAGAAUUACAGCAGCUAUACCAAGUACAGGCCCACCACUGCUACUACUGGUAAAGGGGCUUCAUGGAGUGGAAGGGAGACAUCUUCACUUCCUCUUCCAUCCAAGCAUCAGAAAGAGAAGGGGAUCAUGGAGUUCUCCAAGGCUGACUUGAUGAAGCUUCUAGGAUUACUGGAGGCAGAACUCCAAGCCAGGGACUUGGUCAUCAACAGCCUGAAGAAUGAGCGUACCAAGCUGCUGAAACCCUCCAAGAAUCCCCAUCGGCAGUACACCUUGGCCAACCCUUACACAGCCUUGGUGAGAGACAGUGAGAAGGCCACAGGGAAGGGUGACUCGGACGAGGAGAAAACCAAGGGAACAGAUACCAAAGAUGUGGUGGCUUCGUUGCAUGCUGUCAUAGAGCAUCAUCGGAAAGCAGAGGAGAGGCUCAAGAACCAAGUCCAGACACUCAAAACCAGUCAUUCAAAGGCUGUGAAUGAACUUGAGGAUGAGAAGAGAAGACAUGCUCAAGACACAGCACAAGGAGAUGAUGUCACAUACAUGCUGGAAAAGGAGAGGGAAAGACUCAUGCAGCAGGUGGACUUUGAGAAGGCCCAGCAGAGCAAGCUAGAAAAGGAGUGCAAGAGAUCUCAGGGUCGGCUGGUUCAGGAACGCAAGAAGCAUGCAGAAUUCAUCAAGCUCAUGUUUGACAAACAUCUCUUACUAGCACAGCAGCUCGGAGACACUCAACAGAGAGCCAUGGAAUGGGAGACCCAGGCACAAGCAAUGAGAGCUGAGGCGCAGAAUGCUUCAAAGCUUGCCGCUGAAGAAAGGAACAAAAGUGUGAAAAUGGAAGCAGAGAUGGAGAAGAAGCUCUCGGAUUUUGAUAUUGAGCGAGAGCAGUUGUUGGGAAGGUUGCAGCGGGAGGAAAUGAGGACUAAAGAGCUUAGAGAAGAGCUGGAAUCUCUCAAGAAGUCUUCUAAGAAAUCUGCAGAGUUAGUUAAUGGACGUGCAGCGAAUGGUAGUGAGUUGAAUAGCAAUUCAAAAGGAAGUUCUGCAAAGAGUAUAUCAAGCAGUGGUGACGGUAAAACAACUAAGGGAAAAGAGACUCCUGGGUCGGUUCGCAAACCAGCAGUAGCUAAACCAAAAGCUUCAGCUAAAAUCUAUGGUGCAAAAGGAUACAAGACUCCUCCUCAUUCUGAUAAGUCUGAGGCCUCAUCAUCAUCGUCAUCUUCAGAAGAUAUCAAUGUGACUGUUUCCUUGAGCAGAGUACACUCUGUGAGUCCUGCUGCUCCAAGUCCAAAGAGCAACUUGUCAGAAAGCAAGAAACCAAGCAUAACCUCAAAGCCCAAGCCUGGUACCACUAACCUUUCCAAAGGCACAGGCAAAGACCAUAAACCUCUUAGUCCUGCUUCAAGUCUGGACAAACUAUCUGGGAAAGCAUCUUCUGCUUCACCUUCAUCAGGGGUGUCUCAGAAGGGAACAAAGAUACCCAGCAGCAGUGCCAUGUUUGCAAAUUCAUCUCAACUGAGAAAGAGUGCCCCUACAGUGGCAGUUGUUGCCCCACAACCCAGCAAGGCUUCAAAUAUAUCUCAGGAAGCUAGCAAACAACUGCCUGUAAAGAAAUCCUCAGACAGUACAGACUCAUCUAAAAUGGACAAAAGUGAACCUAAAAGCAAUGCUUUGUCCAGACCGACAACUUUAGCUUCAGGGGAUACUGCAAUGAAAGCAAAAGAACCUGCUGGGAAAGUCUCCCAGUUACGGAACACUCUUACAUCACCAAAGGACAAAGACUCGAGGGAUAAAUCUCCAACCAGGGGAUUUGUUGGAAUGAAUGUGAAAGCAGCUGCAGCUCAGCUCACCAGUCCCGUUGGUAAGAAAGUCUUCAAUCCACUUGGAAACACUCCAAAUAAACUCAAUUCUUCCACUUCCUCAGAGCCUAGUGGUACCACUCAAACCAAAGAAGCUCCCACAAGUGUCAGCAGUACUGCCAUCACUGACAAAGUGAAACCUGUGGUGACUUCUCCAUCGUCCAUCACCCCAGGAAAACGCAAUGUGUCACCCCGAGGCAGUCCCCCUUCUCUAACCCGCCCCACCCUGUGUCCCUCGGCCUGGGAAUCCCCUCUCCACCAGGCCGCCAGACAAGGGGACACAGCAACGCUCUGUAGGCUUAUAGAGGAGCAACACGAUAGGACUUCACCAGAGAAAGAUGGCUCUACCCUCAUUCAUGCCGCUGCUUAUGGCGGUCAAGUAGAUAGUAUAGAUUUAUUAGUAACCUUAGGAGAAGACCCCGAUACAGCUCAGUCAGAAGGACUCACACCCCUACAUGUGGCAUCUGGAGAGGGGCAUGAAGGAUGUGUGAGGUUUCUGUCUGAGCAUGGAUGUAACCCCCUGUCCCGUGAUUCCCAAGGAUGGCAACCAAUACACUGGGCCGCUGCUAGUGGACACGCCUCGUGUGUCAGAACCCUACUGGAUAAUGGCUCCAAACGUGACUGCAUUACAAAUAUUGGCUGGACCCCCUUCCACGCAUCUGCACGUUAUGGUCAGAUGGGUAGCUUACAUGCCUUACUCUACCACACACCGACCAGUGAACAACCUGACCUGCAGAUGCUUUCACAGAUCAACCAAGAGACGGCACCCCAGCCUGUCUCACCGGACUUACUCAACAUGAUGGACCAUGAUGGAUGGACUCUGGCUCACAUUCUGGCCUCGACUGGACAGAAGGAGAUGCUUGUCGCCCUUCAUCAGUACGGUGGUGUACAUCUAGCUGUACCCGACAGGAGAGGGCGUACUCCGUGCGAUGUUGCUUCCGACUCCUGCAAAGAAUUCCUAAGCAGCAUUACUGAAGGCAAGACUGUCCGAGUGAUAGUGGACGUUAGUCAGAGUUCGAUGCCUUCCAACGACCUUUCACCCCACCUCCUCGGCCAGAAGGACGAAGCAUCUCAGUUUGUAAUUGGUCAGUUGUCUGUCCUAUCAGGAAUGACAUGGUCAGCGUUUGACCUGGCCAUCGGCUCGGUCCUGGCUAACAGCUGCAAGAUGCCUGAGAGUGACAAUGAACUACCAAGUCCCAACAGUGAUCAAUCUCCCACAAAUGAGAUCUCACCUGAAAACAUUGAUAUUGGAUUAGGAGUCAACAGCAUUCAUAGCUAUGUUGCAGGAAACCUUCAUUGGUCAGUUGGAGAAACUCCUUCCAUGCAACCACAUGAAAUCUUCAAUUUGACCUCUGAUAUUGUCAUCAAGCUCCAUGGCAACCAAAAUGGCCGCUUGGAUCAGCUAGCCUUUGAAACCUUCCUGCCGCUACAGAUGAUCCAGACCUAUGUCAGAAUAAUUAAGCAAUACAAAAGUGUUCUGUUGUAUGGAUCACCCGGUUCUGGCAAGUCAAGACUAGCUGUUAAACUGGCUCAAUUCAUUCAGGCAAAGAACAAGAAUGAUAGAGUGGAGUCUGACAUGACCUAUGCCUCGUUAAAUUCUUCAUCUACUCACAAAGACCUGUGCAAGUUGCUCCUUAGCAAAGGAUUUCUUGUCCAGGCUAUGUCAGGCAAGCCCAACCCAUCCCACAAUAAAUCAGUGCACAUCCUGGUUCUUGAUGGGUUGGAUAAAGUGGGCGUGGCAGGUCUGUUUGCCGACCUCUUACCGCUGAUAGAGAACAGAUCGAAUCAGAAGACCGUCCGGCUACAAGCCUUGUCUGGCACUGCCUUGUUCACAUUGCACGAGAACUCCAUCAUCAUUGGUACGGUGGACGGAGUGGGACCUGGCACCGAUCUAACAGUCCAGCAGCACUUCCGAUGGAUCCGAGUAGAUUGGGACCAGGAACCAUUCCGUAGCAUCCUGCCGCGGUAUCUCUUCAGGCGUCUGAUCCACGAGAAGGAUGGCUUGGUACCCACCUCACCUUCUGAUGAUACCCUGAGAGUACUGACAUGGGUGUGUGGUAUCUGGAAGCGACUCAACGACGCUCUGGCUAGACUCUCCAUGCCCGAGUUCAGUACCGGCCCCAAACAGUUCUUCACUUGCUGCAUCAACGGCGAUGCUCCAAUGUCCAUAUUGAAAUGGUUGUGUCUUCUAUGGAACUGCAGUCUAGCACCUCACAUCGAAGACACCUUCCACCACAAUGGACCUACGGCAUCAUCUGCCCACAUACAGCAACAUAACAUGGCUGCGAGCACCGCCCUCUAUGUCCUGCUUCAUAAGGCUUUCUUACCAGGAUGCCCACUGAGUGAUGAAGAGGCAGACGAGUAUUUCUCUGGAUUCCGAGGCAUCAGUGCCCCUACCAUGGACGUCGUGGUUGAGAAGUCUAGCAGUGGUGCUAAGAAGCCCAGGAGGAGUAAGAGUUUGGAUCGUAGCAAGACCAGCAACAAGGCUGCAGCUCUGGCAAGGAACCAGGCUCAUAUGGACCUCAUAAGCGCAGAUUCUCAGAGGAAUGGUCGAUCUAUGAUUCCACGUCGUGUGAACCCUAAACCUCUCAAGACUGUUACUAAGCAAAACUCACUGCCUAUCAGUUCAACAAGUAAACUAUCGGAGAGUCCUGUCAUAACACACCAAAGAAGUCAAAGCAUCCCAUCAUCACCAACCGAUGACCCAAACCUCCUGGAAUCACUCCUCAGUAACCAUGCCAACCCUUCACUCUCAGAGAUAGAACAACUCAUCGAGCUUCAGAAGACUCUCUUUGGCAAUGGAGGAGGGGACGGGGAAGACAAAGUCAAAAAUAAGGGAAUGAAAUUCAGCAAGCAGACGACCGGUGGGGGGCAAGUGGGCGUGGUCGGAGGACAGAGGUUGCUACGGAGGGCCAGCGAUGGAGCGCCGGUGUCGCCUGGACUGGCGAGAACAAGGACUAAAGAUGAGGAUGGCGUGUGGAGUGUUUGGGAAGAGACUGUCUGAAGGGAUUCAGUCUGACAAAGUUACCUAUAUGUACCAGCUUCUGCUCCAAUAUCAAUUGUGACUACUAUGAUGAUACAUGGUCAUGACAUGACUGAUUCAGGUUGAGUCCAAUGAUGUCAUGAAAUGAUGCAAGAAUGGCGAAUAUACAAUCAACAGCGCCAUCUCAUGACAACAGUGUUUCGUCAAUGUUGGUCAGUGCUUUAUGAGGAAAUAUGGGGAAAAAUAUCCAAGAAGAAAGGAAGGAUGGGAAUCUCAGCGAAACAUUUUUGCCAGACCUUGGAAAUUUGGCUUGUUUUGGUCUAAACCUUUCAGCUGAAUCAAGGAAUAACAGCUAGAGUGACCACAAUGACUAAAUGAUGUUUGCGGGAUUGUAAUCAGCGACUUUGGUUCGCGUAUUGCCAUGCUCUACGAUUUUGAUAAAGAUCUUUUCACCAGCUGAAAAAUUAGCAUGUUAUGACCUGCCAAUGAGGAAUAGAAAUUAAAUCCCCUUGAUUUACCAUUGUCACCUGUGGGAUUAUUGACUUGAGGUUACGCUUCCGUCAUGAAAGGUACUUUAUUUUUAAAAUCCACCCAGAAACGCCAUGAUUUUAUAAAUUACAGAAACUUCCAUCCUUGAAUAUAUGCAUUUUAAUGAUGGAGUAUUAAAUUUCUUCCUGCCAGAAAAUCUGAAGAAUACCGGUAAAUAUGCAAAUUGGAGCUAUCCCACCAGCACGAAUGAUCAAUGAUCAGUAAAAAGGAAUCAUUAUAUUUGAGAAUUACUGAAAACGUAGCAGAUUUCUCCAAUAUAUGUGAAUACAUGUAUUAUGCUGCUAUGUGUCACUCACGUCACAUAGUACUGCAAUUUAGAAUUAAAAAAAUAAGUUCUUCAUUUCAAUCAGUAAGCAUGAGAAUAUAAACAAUUUUAGGAUCUUUACUUUCUUGGUGAUAUUCUGAUGAUUAAACCAGGAUCAACUCCAGACGAAACAUUAACUGUAGUCCACACUUGAAUGAAAUGAAAGUUUUGGGCCCCAUUUGAUUAAACUAGUUAUAAUAACAAAUGUGCAGUAACAGGAUAAAUCUACUGAAAUCAUUCAGUUGGCUGAUACUAGAAACUAAAUUUGUUAUUAUAACAAGUCUGUAUGAAAUGGGCUCUUUAUCGUACUUCUUUCAUAGUCAAGACGUAGAUAACACACCAAAUAAUUCAAAUGUAUUGUAUCAAUCAAAUCCUAUUCUUCACAUUUCAUUGCAAAUAAAACAUUUUUCACUGCAUGAUUAAAAUAAUCUGUAUUUCUUUUUAAAGUGAAUGAGGUGGCAGAUGGCACUUUCAAUAAGUGCGGUCUAAUGGGGUGUUGCAAGAAACUUGCAGUCAAUUGAAAUCAAUUGCAAAAAAAUUGCAAUCAAUGUCAAGAAGCUUGCAAUCAUUUGCAAAAACUUGAAAUCAGUUGCAAAGAAAACUUGCAAUCAAUUGCAAGAAACUUGAAAUCCCAGGUGAAAAAAAACUUGCAAUCAUUAAAAAAAACUUGCAGUCAAUUUCAAGAAACUUGCAAUCAAUUGUAAGAAACUUACAAUCAAUUGCAAGAAAAAAGAAAACACUUGCAAUCAAUUGCAAAACCUUGCAAUUGAUUACGAGAAACUUGCAAUCAAAAACAUGUCAGUAACCUCACAAUAAGUAUAUAGUCUAACAGAUGCUUGACACUUGUUGCUUGCCAGAUUCCCCCUUCCCCCGACUUUUCGACCAUGGUUUAAUGGGGCGUUCAGAAUAGCCUCGGUGUUUAUUCUUUCUCCGACUAAUUUUUGACGUGCAUCCCCUGUCCAGAAGAAAACCGCUAUCAUCAUUUCUUCAUAAGUACUUAAUAAAAUAAACUGAAAUGACUUAAAUCACUGCUCUGUGUACAUAAAAAAAACCCUGUUUAAGCUGUUAUCUUUACAAUGGUAUUGCUUUCAUCGAUAUUUAAUUAGUGAAAUUUUGCCAUUAAAAAGUAACACCUAAGGGUAAUUCCAGAAAAUAUAUACGUCCAGCUCCCCUAUUUGUGUGAUCUUCCUGAAUUCAUUUAUUUCUACUUUCUACUUCACAUGAAAAAAUGUCAUGUCGGUGCAAGAACGCCCUUAACACCACACCUUUUCCCAUCACAUGGCGCAAAAAUGCCCUUAGCAGCGCACUUAAGUGCAUGGUGUAAAGGUAUCUUUGCGCACAAGGGGUGCGGGAAAAUGUUUUCCUAAGGGCGUUCUUGCACCGACACACAUGAAGUUCUUAAAUUAUAAUAGCUGGAAAAGUUCAGAAAAUAAAGUACGAAGGAAGAAAAUCAUAGUUAGAUGUACAAAAAGGUUGACAAUUUUUGGAGUUGUACUUCGGACAGUACAAUUUAGUUUGACUCAAGAGAGGCUGUGAGGAAGCUUGUAUUCAUGGAAUAGACUUAAAAAUAGCUUAGUGAAAGUAUUCAUCUCCAUUAUGAUCUAGUUAGGGUAGACCAUGAGAGUGUAGGUUCAUUGCCCUUUAAUUGCCAAGUAUGUGUGUCCUAGGAGGUAUUUCACAAAUACUUAAGAUUUAUUAAGAAAGUUUGGCUCAAUGUGGCGAGCCAUUUUAAAAGACACAGUAUACCGAAACUCAUGACAUCAUAUAUUAACUUUUUUUAUAUUUUUGUGUGCGUUUCAGCAUUUUUAAUACUAUAUCUCAAUGGAGCAAGAUGCAAAGAGUCAUGCAACAGGCCAGUCUACAUCGAUUUCUGUAGAGUACAUUAUUUGACCUUGCCGUGGGCCAUCAUGUACCAAUGCAUGUCAAAUGUAGUGUGUGGAAGUCUGUCAUCACGCUCCCCUAAAAUAUAUGAUCAAUGACAUGAAAAUACUGAAAUGCACAAAACAACAAGUUCGUGAUUUUACUCUAUAUUGCUCUUAAUAUCCCUGGCUUUCCGUCUCUCAAGCCAAGUGCAAAUAUGGUCACAAAUUGAGAGUUAUUUCUUUGUUAUGAGUCAUUUGCUGAAAAUAACAAAUUUACAUACCCGUGAUAAAUUAGUGAGAUUAAGUCCUUGAUGAAAAGUACCAAAUGUAGAGAAAAAAAGGGAAUCAGGAAUAUCAGCUGUAUAGUUGUCAUCGCAUUUUACUCAAGAGAGUGCCUUCAUGCAUCCAGAUAAAUAAAGUUCUUACUGUUUUAUGCCA
Molecule: messenger RNA, 8418 nt
Organism: Lytechinus variegatus (green sea urchin)
Lineage: Eukaryota; Metazoa; Echinodermata; Echinoidea; Temnopleuroida; Toxopneustidae
Gene: cttnbp2
Product: cortactin-binding protein 2-like
Exons: 21
Coding region: 397-5286 (1629 amino acids)
Molecular function (GO): ATP hydrolysis activity; ATP binding; protein binding
Source: RefSeq, a predicted model, not a curated record